AUGGCAGUCCUCCACCAGUAUGACUAUAUCUUUGCGGUAACCACGAUCUUUGCAUUCCUCGACGCCUGGAAUAUCGGUGCCAACGAUGUCGCUAACUCGUUUGCCUCCUCGGUCUCCUCCCGGUCUCUGACACUCAAGCAGGCGAUGCUGAUCGCCGCUUGCAUGGAGCUCGCCGGAUCGAUCAGCGUCGGCUCUCGUGUGGCUGAGACUGUCCGAGAGAGGAUCAUCGAUCCGCACUUGUACGACGCCGAACCGGCGGUGCUGAUGCUCGCCAUGAUGUGUGCCAUUAUCGGGUCCUCGCUCUUCCUGACCGUCGCCACACGAGCCGGACUCCCUGUGAGCACGACGCAUUCCAUCAUCGGGGGCCUUGUUGGGGCAGGGACCGCGUCGGUGGGGAUCAAGAACAUCCACUGGGGCUGGAACGGGGUCGCGCAGGUCUUUGCCGCAUGGGGGGUUGCGCCGGGCAUUGCAGGUGCUCUGGGGGCAAUCAUGUUCCUUAUCACCAGGCACCUCGUGCUUUCGAGCAAGUACGCUGUGCAUCGAGCCCUAUUAUCGAUCCCAAUCUACACGUUCGUCACCAUCGCGGGUCUGACCAUGCUCGUCGUCUGGAAGGGGAUCCAGCUGGACGUCGAGCUGAGCGCGAUGCAGGUCUCGGUCGCCGUCGUCACUGUUGCGACUGGCUGCACCCUCCUCGAAAUCCUCUUCCUGCUUCCGUACCUCUGGCGCCGUGUCAUGAUUGAAGACUGGCAGCUGAAAUGGCACGAUGCAUGGCGCGGUCCGUUCCUGCUCUCGCGGCCACUCCCCAGCCCUCCACCGCCCGGUCGAAGCAGUCUAAAUAUUAAGGACUACUACCGCGGCCACCUGACGCAGGAGGAGCUCAAGUGUCUUCGCGCCUCAGAGUCGCUCCUCCAGUCGAUUCAGUCGGCCGACGGCUACAACGACCCUGAGCGGCUGGAGGGGACAACAACGUCACGCGUCGAAGGGGUCCCACCGCGGCCGGCUGGACCGUGGACCAGCUGGCCGGUGAUUUGGUGGUAUGUCCAGCGCGUUUUGUAUCGUGGUCUAGAGCAGGACGUAAUCCAGGCGCAAAAGCGGCAGACCGUGCUCACCUGGGACAUCCAAGAUAUGCACGCCCGCGCAGCCAGAUACGACAAUAGGGCAGAAUAUAUGUACAGUUCCCUGCAGAUUCUGACGGCAGCCACGGCCUCAUUCGUCCACGGGGCCAACGACGUUGCCAACGCCAUUGCCCCGUUCGCGACCACCUACCUGGUGUGGCAGAACGGGAACAUCGCGGACGAGGUGCCGGUGCCGACCUGGGUAUUGGCUUUUGGCGGCGGUGCCAUCGUCCUGGGCCUGCUGACCUAUGGGUACCAUCUCAUGCGUAACCUGGGCAAUCGGCUCACCCUCAUGUCGCCCUCGCGCGGGUUCUGCAUGGAGCUCAGCAGCGCCAUGACGAUCCUGAUGGCGACAAGACUCCGGCUGCCGGUGUCGACGACACAAUGCAUUGCGGGCGCAUCAAUCGGAGUCGGCCUGGCCAACGGCGACUGGCGCUGCAUCAACAUGCGUCUAGUAGUGUGGAUCUACUUUGGUUGGAUCAUCACAGUGCCGGUGACGGCGUUGUUGGCGGGAAUGCUGAUGGGUUUGAUACUCAAUGCGCCGCGGUGGCCUGCAUCCUGA
This is a messenger RNA of Aspergillus nidulans FGSC A4, 1677 nucleotides long. Its product is annotated as inorganic phosphate transporter. Gene Ontology annotation, molecular function: phosphate transmembrane transporter activity. Gene Ontology annotation, cellular component: membrane. NCBI's taxonomy places the organism in Eukaryota, Fungi, Ascomycota, Eurotiomycetes, Eurotiales, Aspergillaceae. The transcript is spliced from 4 exons. The record is from RefSeq and is a predicted model, not a curated record. The coding region runs from base 1 to 1677 and encodes 558 amino acids. Gene Ontology annotation, biological process: sodium ion transmembrane transport; phosphate ion transport.